AACAUGGUCCGCCAGACGCGUCUGCAUCCUCCGCAACCAUGGCAGAACCGAAACCCCUGAUGUAUGCGGAGCUGCUGGCCAACAUCCGCCAGAUCUCGGUCAUUGCGGCGCUCGAGACGCCCUGCCACUCCUCUACCAGAGUCGAGCUGUCAGCCGAUGGUCACCAAUUCACCCUCCACCACGAGGGAAAGACCACCGUCUUGAACCUUCCAGGCACGACCUCGCCCAACAUCCAGCUCCAGAAGCCAGCCCUCGGCGCCAAAGAGCUCUCGUGGCGGCUGCCCCUCGUCAGUGAACCUACGGCGUCGAGCGCAGAGAGCAGUGAUGCGCCUUGGCCCGCGAAGGAUCUGGAUGAGGAUAGUGAGUUCCGAUGUCGAAGUUGCGCAGAAGUUGUGGUAGGCAAGGGGAAGGUGACCGUGUGGAAAGACCUGCCCAGCGAGAACUGGGCAGACAUGAUGGACUUCUGGCAUUGCCAUAAACCUUCGGCCCCCGCCAACGGAGACCAUUCUCACGACGAGGCCUCGAGUAGAGGAUAUGGCGCGAAUACAAAGUUCACGGCCCAACCAACGGUAGGCUUCGUGGAUCUUACAACCUUCCUCCUGGCUGAGAGCGACUGUCGAGGAAUCGAGCCCAAGACCCCCGCAGAAGAAGCAUCUGCUGAAGUAUCCCAAUAUCAACCGCUCAUCUGCAAAACCUGCCACACCUACAUCGGCCACGUCGACCACGCCGCCGACGGCUACCGACUCUACAAAUGGCGUCUCCAAACCCUGACCCUGACCCAGAUCCACGAUGCGCCCAGCUCCACCUCCUACUACUACCAACCCUCCACCUCAUCCAUCAUCGCCUUUCAUCUGCAUUCCAUCCUCACCAACCAAUGCACAUCUCGUCUUCUUCUCAUCCCUCCUAAUUUUCGCCCUUCUCCCACUCCCACUCCCUCCCCCUCCCCCUUUCCGCUCCUUCUUCUUCAUCUCUGGAUCCUCACGCCUUUUCUCUCCUACAGCACAUCCACCUCUACCACCCCCUCUCCCUCCCCCUCCUCUCCCUCUCCCUCCAGCGCUAUGAAACUUUUCUACCGCCCCAUCCACCUCCCCUCCUCCUCCACCUCCUCCUCCUCCUCCUCUCCCUCCUCCUCCGCAAACGACGUCACCACACUCCUCACAGACCCAAGCAUCGACGAGGUCCAACUGCCCGCAGAUACAAUAUUCGAGAUUGAGCGGGCGCUGAGGGAGAGUAGACGCUUGUUGCCCGGUAGCAUGGCUGCGUUUAGAGGGUGGGAGGUGGGGCUUUUGGAACGGGGUUAG
This is a messenger RNA of Amorphotheca resinae ATCC 22711, 1301 nucleotides long. RefSeq lists its product as hypothetical. NCBI's taxonomy places the organism in Eukaryota, Fungi, Ascomycota, Leotiomycetes, Helotiales, Amorphothecaceae. Gene Ontology annotation, cellular component: cytosol; ubiquitin ligase complex; nucleus. Gene Ontology annotation, biological process: protein autoubiquitination; protein monoubiquitination; proteasome-mediated ubiquitin-dependent protein catabolic process. The transcript has 2 exons. The record is from RefSeq and is a predicted model, not a curated record. Gene Ontology annotation, molecular function: ubiquitin protein ligase activity; cyclin binding; ubiquitin conjugating enzyme binding. Bases 39 to 1301 code for a protein of 420 amino acids.